Molecule: messenger RNA, 1479 nt
Organism: Gekko japonicus
Lineage: Eukaryota; Metazoa; Chordata; Lepidosauria; Squamata; Gekkonidae
Gene: MGAT4C
Product: MGAT4 family member C
Exons: 4
Coding region: 1-1479 (492 amino acids)
Biological process (GO): protein N-linked glycosylation
Molecular function (GO): acetylglucosaminyltransferase activity
Source: RefSeq, a predicted model, not a curated record
AUGGGGGUAAAAGAGAUGAAGGAGGUGUUGUAUGUCCAUCUCGAUAUCAGAUUCACACUGAAGUAUUUGGACAAAAUGAGAUGCUUACGAAAGCGAUCUGCUGUAUCGUUCCUAGGAGUGCUUGUCGUUUGCUUGUUGUUCAUGAACGUAUACAUCGAAGACAGCUAUGUCUUGGAUGGAAACAAACAGUUAAUCAGAGAAACAGCCACACAUCAAUUAAACUCAGAGCGAUAUGUUCACACUUUUAAAGAUCUGUCCAAUUUCUCAGGAUCAAUAAACGUUUCCUAUCGCUAUCUGGCUGGCACACCUUUGCUCAGAAAAAGGUAUCUUACCAUUGGACUGUCAUCUGUUAAAAGGAAGAAGGGGAAUUAUUUGCUUGAGACAAUCAAGUCCAUAUUUGAGCAGUCAAGUUAUGAGGAGCUGAAAGAAAUUGCAGUAGUAGUGCACCUGGCAGAGUUUGACUCAUCUUGGUGUGAUGGGAUGGUUCAAGAUAUUUCACAGAAAUUUGCCCAUCACAUAAUUGCUGGCAGAUUAAUUGUGAUUCAUACUCCUGAGGAAUACUAUCCUGUAUUGGAUGGCCUUAAGAGAAAUUACAAUGACCCAGAAGAUCGGGUGAAGUUCCGUUCCAAGCAAAAUGUAGAUUAUGCUUUCUUGCUUAACUUCUGUGCUAACCUUUCUGAUUAUUACAUGAUGUUAGAAGAUGAUGUUCGAUGUUCCAAAAACUUCUUGACUGUAGUUAAGAAAGUCAUAACUUCACGAGAAAGAACCUACUGGGUGACGUUAGAGUUUUCCAAGUUGGGAUACAUUGGGAAACUAUACCAUUCCCAUGAUCUCCCCCGCCUGGGCCAUUUCUUGCUGAUGUUCUACCAGGAAAUGCCUUGUGAUUGGCUGCUAAUACAUUUCCGGGGGCUAUUGGCUCAAAAGGAUGUGAUACGUUUCAAGCCUUCUCUCUUCCAGCAUAUGGGAUAUUAUUCAUCUUACAAAGGAGCAGAGAAUAAAUUAAAAGAUGAUGACUUUGAAGAGGAUUCAUUUGACAUCCCAGAUAACCCACCUGCCAACCUACACACCAACAUGAAUGUCUUUGAAAAUUAUGAAGCAAGCAAGGCUUACAGUAGUGUUGAUGAAUACUUCUGGGGAAAGGCACCCUCCACUGGAGAUUUCUAUGUAAUUGUCUUUGAAAAGCCAAUUAAAAUCAAUAGAAUUAAAGUUGUCACUGGAACAGAAGACCGACAAAAUGAUAUUUUGCAUCACGGAGCUCUAGAAGUUGGUGAAAAAAUUGUUGGUGGCAAAAAGGGGAGACAGUGUACCACUUACUUACGACUAGGGGAGUUUAAAAAUGGGAACUUGGAAAUUACAGAAGUAGAGCACAAAGUUCUUUUUGAUAUUCACUGUAUGAGAAUACUUAUUACUAAAAGCCAAAAGGAAUGGUUGAUCAUUAGGAGCAUUAGCAUAUGGACUUCACAGCCACCAAGUCAAUAA